This is a messenger RNA of Rhincodon typus (whale shark), 12392 nucleotides long. RefSeq names its product trinucleotide repeat containing 18 (gene tnrc18). The coding region runs from base 303 to 7379 and encodes 2358 amino acids. The record is from RefSeq and is a predicted model, not a curated record. The transcript is spliced from 24 exons. Gene Ontology annotation, molecular function: chromatin binding. Lineage: Eukaryota; Metazoa; Chordata; Chondrichthyes; Orectolobiformes; Rhincodontidae.
GCAAAAAGAGAGUUUGGGAGACUGGCAGGAAUUGAAAGAGGGUUUUUUUGUAUGUUGUGUAUUUUGUUUUCUGCAUGGCGAUCCCACAAUCUCCUUUCACCUAAAAUUUGGACUUAAAACAAAACUGGGGGUGGGGUGGGGGACUUCUGCUUAGCAGUCUGCAUCGUCCAAAGACAUGCCGUUCAAAAUGUCUCGGAUGAAUCCUGACCACAAGCUUGGAGAGCCUGGCGCUGUAGCCUGAAUUUUAACGUUGGAGGGGGGGACGGUUAGUUCCGAAACCAGGUUUGGGGAGGAUUCCGAUUAUGGAUGGCAGAGACUUUGGCCACCACCGUACAGUCCACGUCCCGUCGCCCUUGCUUACCGGCCUGGGUAUGGAGGCGCACAGGGUGGGCGCUCAGGCCGGCAGAAUCGGCCCGUCCGCCGGCCACAUGAGCUCGGCGCUUGGCACUCAUCUGCCGCCGGCCAAGUACCUCUCGUCCCCGGUCUCAGUACACGGCCAUUCGGGUGAUGCCUACCCCGGUGGCUCAACUCCUUUUCUUGGGGGUUUCGUCGCCAGUGGCCUAGGGACCUCGACUGCACCUCAUGGAACCCCUGCUCCUUUGCCCUCUGACCCUUCCUUCCGUGGACCCACCCCCACAAAUAUCCAGAUGGCACAGCUCUGGGUCGCGCACCCUCCUGAAGGUUACUCGCACCUGUCCAGUGGUCUUUACCCUCCUUAUAUUCCACUUGGGCAUUUGGAACACCCAAGCAGCGGCAGUCCAAUUCUAGCUCAACUCAGCCAGCACAGCCUGUUCGAGUCUCAGAAAGAAGGAUAUUACUUACACAGCCACGCAGGACAAUCAGCCCUUCAUGGUGCUGCGCACCCGCAAACCGCCAUCUCCAGGACGACAUCCAGUCACGGGUCAGGCUCAAUCCUGAGAGAAAAGGAAAUGUGUCAUCUGCAGAAAAGCGCGAAAGAGUCGGAGAGGUAUGCAGCGAAAGACUCAAAAGAAAAAGUAUACAGGACUGAGGUCAACAUAAACAUGGCUAAAAAGGAGAAGUCCAGGGAAGAAUCUCGGCCCAGGAGUGUGGUGGACCUCACACAAGAUGGAAGGACGGAUAAUGAUAGGAGGAUCCAUCUUCUUGACAAGGCUGCCAAGGCCAGUGAACAUCACUCUACGGUUCUUACCAAUCACUCUCCGAACCGGGGAACUGGGAAUGGAGAGCCAAAGUCGAAGAAUCCUCUGCAGACCCUGUCUCUCAGUAAUUGUAACAGUGGCUCCAGUUCCUCACUGAGACUCCCCAUCACCGAACAGGACAGAUGCUCCAAAGACUCUGCUAAGCACGACGAGAAUAUGCGACCUCUGCUGCACGCCCACACAGAAAAGACACGCAAGUGUGACACUGUGGUGACCUCGGUUGGCACUUUGCACGUUUCCUGUGGCUGUCCAUCACCCCACUCCUCUCAAACCGCACGGAUGCCAUCUUCGAGCACAUUCCCUCCUCUUCCUGUCCAUUCCAGUAUCUACACAAUCUACCCCACUGCCAGGGAGCCGGGAAAGGAACAUAAAGUUAUUGCACCUACCUUUGUGCCUUCGGUUGGGUUUUAUGAGAACAGAAACGGGCCCAUUCAGAUCGCUUCUCAGGCUAGAGACAAUAAGAGCGACAAGUGUAAAGACAAGGAUAUGAGCAGAGCGACUAGUGAUAGAGCAGGCAGUUUGCAGUGCCCCUCAGAAAGGACACUGGUGGAUUCCUCCCGGUUAAUGGUGACACAGGAUCUGCCUGCACACACAGAGAGUAAAAGGGUAGACAAUGUGAGGGAGGAAGGGUCGGUGAUUAGGUCCAACUCUUCAGCAAUAAAGAGGCCUGUGACCUCUGAACUGUUCCUGAGCAAACCAGGCCUCAGUCCUUCGGAAACCAGGGACCUGCAUUCGAGCGGCGCCCUGUCGAAAGACUCCGCGAGGUCAAGUUUUGAGGUCGAUCACAGAAGCCAGGAGCGUGAGCGAGCCCAGAGGGCCGGCUUGAAGGAUUCCCCGAAGGUUUUCAAUGGGGUGGACGUCACCAGGCUGCACUUGGAGCAGUCCCAGCUGAAGCGCUCGUGCACCCCGGAGCCAAAAUGGAAGCCAUUCGAGAUGGCCACCUACGCCACCACUCAGAUGGCGGCGCUGGCCGCCCAGCACGGCCACGGCAGCAGAGCGGACGAGGAACAGAAGAAAACCUUCCUGGACCCCACGGGCCUGCAGAGGUCGGCCGUGGCGGGCACACCCAGCGAGGUCUCGGCCAUGCAGAGCCUCAUCAAGUACAGCGGCAGCUUCGCCAAAGAGACCGCGGGCCGGCCCGGAAGCGGCAAGAAGAGCCCGUUCGGCGGACUCGGCAACGUGAAGACGGACUCCGGUCAGCACGGUGUGUCAAAGAUGCAGCACCUACCCAUUCAGCAGCUCAGCAAACAGCUGAAGAAAGACCCGGAGAGGCCAGAGAGUGCCAAAUCAAUGCAGGGCGAGGUGGAGGUGAGGCAUCCGCCUGUGGGCAUUGCAGUGGCAGUGGCCAGGCAGAAAGACAACAGCAGCAAACCAGGAGCUGGCGUGAUUGACAGGGAUCGCUCGCUGUCUAUGAACAACAUGAAAGGUAAGAUGAUGAACGCCAUGGCUUCAACAGUCACUCAGUCGGGUGACCUCUCUGUUCCUGUGUUAAUUGUUGAAUGCGUUAGAGUGUUUGAGGUACAGGGUCACCCCAGUGCCAAGGAUGGCUGUGGAGGUCUGACUCAUCCAUCUUUACACCAGGGAAUGCCCCCUGGCUUUCACCCCAGUAUUCCCGGCUCAAUCCCCUCAACGUACCAGUUUGCAAGAGAUCCGCAGUCUGGCCAGCUGGUGGUGAUCCCGACGGAGCAUUUACCACACUUUGCAGAGUUAAUGGAGCGGCCGCUGUGGCCUUCGAUGUACCCGCCGACAGGGAGCUCCCUGCAACAUGCUCAUCAACUCCAGUUACUAUCACAACAGCAGCUCCUGCGGCAGCAUGAGCUCUACAUGCUGCAACAACAGGCGGCCCACGCCAUGGAGAUCCAACGCAACGCGCAGCUCGUGGAAAGACUGAAAGCGAACGAGCAGAGAAACGAGAUGGAAGACAAAGUGUGCAAGAGAAGCUCUGAGGGAAGCAAGCACAGCCUCGUGACCUCCUCGACGGGGAUUUUACAGAAACGGCUCUCGUCGCAUUCGCCGGUGCCGUCCACGUCCUAUCACAAGACGAGCACGCCACCUCCCUCAUCACAUACCUCAUCGCCCAGGCUAAAACUGAAAUCUGACGUGAGAGCCGAGAUGGAGGAUCCGUUACCCCCACGGCCUUACCAUUCGCCGUCUCCGGCCUCCCAUCCGCCCAGCCCUCCACACGGCUCACCGCCUCCAGCCCCAGCCCUACCCCAGAAAGUGGAGGCAUCCGAAGAGUCUGAGAAGAAAGGCUUGGAGAAAGAUUCUUCUGCUCCUUUUCAAGCCCUGUUUCCUGAGAUUCCUCAAGGAUAUUCUUACCGCUCCCUUCCAACCUCUUUUGGCAGCCAUUACCCCUACCUCCUGCAGCCUACUGCUGCAUCUGAUGCUGAUGGUUUGGCAUCUGAUGUACCACUGCCAGAGGCCUCUGAGCCCAGGCCCUGUUCCAUUGCCCCAUCCUCACCUGACGUUAAGCCGAUACACUUGCACCCCCCAGCAGUGCAAGAGGACUUGCGGCCCAGCAUAGCUGCAGAGCCGAUGGAGAUCAAAGUGCAGUGUGAAGAUCUGAUUGAUCUUGAGAACAGCAAGGGCCUGUGUGAUCGACACCUCGAAGGGCAGAGCAAACCUGGGCCGUUUGGUGGAGAAAUGACAGACGAGCCAACUGACCUGACCACAGAACACAAAGCCUCACCUCCCAUAGAGAGCCAGGAAGACCACCAAAACUGUCAGUCACCUUACCAGACAAUAGCAUGCACUCCUGAGGAGGAAGUCAAAGCUGAACAGGCCAGCUCUCCUCUCGGUGACUAUCAAACUACAAAGACGAAUUCUGAGGUGGAGAGUUCACAAACCGAGGAAUUGCCGGAGCACACUGAUCACUGUUUUAAAACUGAGCAAGCAGAUACCGAGAGCAACGUUGAAGAUACAUUACAUGCCACACCUUUGAAUACAGCAGAGCAGUUUGAGCUGCAUUUUCAGAUCACCGAGAAUCACCCACCGGAGAUAAAGCUGGAUGAUCCAAUGGCUGGCAUGAACGCUCUGGUAGCCGCUGUUGAGCUUCCCCAAGCAUGCUCCUUACCUGUUGAGACAACCAUGCCCAGUGUCCUCACCAUGCCUUCUGACUUCAAUACAGCAGAUAGCUCCUCCCUCAUUGGCAUUGCGCUGCUCAGUGAGAUUGCUGAACUCGAACUAGAACGGCGCAGAUCAAGUGGUGUCAAUAAACGGUUGGAAGGUGGAGGGAGCCAUUUGGAUUUGGAAAGCCUCCUUGUUGCCAGCACCCAGGCACUCAUGAUGGACUCCAUGCCUUCGAUGAGCACUGAGAUAUUUGAAGAUACAAAGAGUGGACCGGUGACAAUCAGGCUCCCUCGAGAACUAAAUCCAAACAAGAGGUACAGCUGGAUGCAGAAGAAGGAUGAACCUAUGUUCUCCAUUAAAUCUGCCAUUGAGGGGAUGGAUGCCAUGGAGUUGGAUUACAGGAUGAAGCUGGCAGAACUACAGAGGAGAUACAAGGAGAAACAAAGGGAACUGGCCAAGCUCCAGAAGAGGAGAGACUCAGAAGAAAAACGGGAUGAGAAAAGUAGGAGUUUGUCGCGGAGAGGACCUGGAAGGCCGCGAAAGAGAAAGCAUGGCUCAAGUGCUCCGUCACCGCAUGUUGAUAGAGGGCGAAGUGACAGCAAGAGUGGGAAGCAUGGGAAAGGUUUCUCACUCUCCGAUGAGAUGGAGAUGGCCGAGGGUGCCAGGAAGAAGGUGAGGACGGCAGCCCAGGAUGAAGAUGAUGAGGUGGAAAGCGUGAGUGUGAGAGUGAAAGGGAGAAGUCGCAUGUGGGAUGAGCAAGAUGCAUCUUCGAGCUUUUCACACGAGAGCCACGGCCAGAUUAAGUUCAAGAAGAAGAGGAAGGUCAGUGAACAGGACCAGCUGGCGACCAAGCUACACCAAACCCUCUCGCUAACUAAAUUAAAGUCACCCUUUAAGUUUGCAGAUGGUUCAACAGGGAAGCAGAAAUGUAGCGUCAUGGAUAACUGCAGGCACCUGGGCUCCCAUAAAGACUUUCUGGGGAAAGACGGAAGGAAGGCACUACAUAAAGCCAUCGGCAGCUCACCGAGCAUGCUCCCUUCCAAAGAAAGCAAAAGCAAAAUGGCAGCCAAAGGCAGGAAGUUGGAGUCAUGUUCAAAGUUGAAGGGUAGGCUGAAGACGUCCCAUUCUCCGGCAAGAUCAGAGGUCAGCAGUUACUCCUACAAUACUGACACAGAGGAUGAGGAGGAGCUGGUAAAGGAUGAAUGGCCGCUGCAGCCCACCUCAAGUAUGUCUGAGCGAUCAGGCUCCAAGCCGAAGGCACCUGCUCUCUAUGGCAUAAUAUCAAAGAAAAGCAAGGCUUCACUGGGCACAAAGCAGGCCAAAAGACUAGCGUCUGCCACUGGGACUAUGCGAUCGCAACGAGCGACCGACAAGAAAAAUCUGAAGCACUUUGCCUUGCUAUUGGAGGAAGCCGAGGGUGGAUCUUCCUUCAGUGACAGUUCGGAGGACUCAUUCAAUCAAGAUUACACCUCUGAAGAAGAGGAUUAUAGGAAUGAUUGCAGUGAUGCUCUUUCCUCGCCAGUCCUGGAUGAGAGUGGUCUUGGCCUACUAGCCAGGUUUGCAGCCAGUGCCCUGCCAAGUCCUGUUAUGACUCCGCCAUUAUCAGUUGUCCAGCUUGAGGCCAAGCAGAAAGCUAAGAAGAAGGAAGAAAGGCAGAACUUGAUGGGCACGGAAUUUGAAUACACAGACUCCGAGAGUGACGUCAAAAUCAAACAGAAACCAGCUGUUUUACCACGACUGAAGAAGUCACUUCCAGAGCAAGGGAGCAGCCUGAGUCUGGUCAAUGAGCAGCAAAGCCAGGACAAGCUGAGGGGAGCCGACAAGGGGAAAAAGGCCAAGAAGCCAAAGGAGAAGUCUCCCCGGGAGUUCACCUUUGACUUUGGCCCCGAAGCCAGCGAUGACGACCUGUGGAACCGACGAAGGAGCGAGAGGAUUUUCCUCAACGAUGCCAGCGCUUCUGCCGUUCUGACCCCAACAGCCGCUCCCGGCGUGGCCCCAGGUGCCAAAACCAGCCGCUGCCUCAAGAACUCAGCGGUCAGCCCAAAGAAAGAGACGAACAGAGCAAAAGACAAGAGAAAGAAAGGGAAGGAGCCACUGUCUCCAGGCUUCCCUUCAUCCCAGAUACCGAGUAACCUGUCUGAACCCAGGGCCAACCUCCUGCGCAGUGCGAGCCCCGGCAAAAAGAACAAAGUAAAAGUGAAAGCAAAGGAUGGAAAAAAGGAGGCACGUUCCAAGGGCGGUGCUGUCAGUAAACUCAUGGAGAGUAUGGCAGCUGAUGAGGAUUUUGAGCAGAAUCAAGAUAGCAGCUUCUCUGAAGAUGAAAACCUACCUUUGAGCAUGCUGAUUGAGAGGCCUUCGACACCAGCUCUUCGCUCGUGCGUGAUUGACAAAGAUGAGCUGAAGGAUGGCCUUCGGGUGCUGAUUCCAAUGGAUGACAAGCUGCUGUAUGCUGGAUAUGUGAAAACUGUCCACUCUCCGGAUAUAUAUCGUGUGGUUGUAGAGGGAGAGAGAGGAAACCGUCCUCACAUCUACUCCUUGGAGCAGCUCCUACAGGAAGCGAUCAUUGAUGUUAAGCCGUCCUCUGUGAGAUUGUUACCUGAAGGAACCCGAAUUGCUGCCUACUGGAGCCAACAGUAUCGCUGCCUGUACCCAGGAACUGUUGUCCGAGCUUACUUCAUCUUUCUGCAGAGGAGAGGAAUGAAGGGCAAAGCAAAGAAGCUCUUCUACAAAGCGAUUGUCAGAGGCAAAGAAAUCAUUCGCCUUGGGGACUGUGCUGUCUUCCUGUCUGCCGGUCGUCCCAACCUCCCGUAUAUUGGUAGGAUUCAAAGCAUGUGGGAGUCCUGGGGUAACAACAUGGUGGUGCGAGUCAAAUGGUUCUACCACCCAGAAGAGACCAACCUGGGCAAAAAACUCAACGAUGGCAAGCGUGCUUUGUACCAAUCCUCGCACAUAGACGAAAACGAUGUCCAGACCAUCUCCCACAAGUGCCAGGUGGUCAACCUUGACCAGUACGAGCUGAUGGCCAAGACCAAGAAAUACCAAGACAGUGAGGACUUAUACCACUUGGCCGGAACCUAUGAGCCAACCACAGGCAUGAUCUUCAACACAGAUGGUGUGCCCAUCAUUUGUUAAAGAAUACAGGAAGGGCUGAGUGGCAACAAGAAUCCGAGGCCUUUCAGGGAACAUCAAGUAAAGAGGGAAUGAAGCAUUGGAACUUCCCAGGAGAAAAAGUAGUGGCAACCAUGGCUUUCCCUCUUCCGGUCCAUAGCUUAUUUUUCUGUUGCCAGAACGGGCCUUCAGCGGUGCAGGGAAAGUUAGCUAACCUGUGUUCACAACCAGCAAGACUCCCCACAGACAGGUUUAUGCACUUAAUAGGAGCAAAUAGGAUGACGUCAUUUUCCUGUCUAGUCGGACCGUUUUUUGGGUCACCAGGACUAUGCUCCCGUGGUGGGCGGCCACUGCCUGCUGAUUGACGUCACGUUUGAAUACAAGAAGGUCAAAGGCCUCAGUUCUACUUAAGGCUGAAGGGCAUCAUCUGUGUUUUUUUCGAGCAUGUUGACAAAAGAGAAACAAGUUUUAGAACAGUUACUAUAUUAUUGUAUUUUUCUACAGCACAGAUUGAUUACUUCCUUCUCAGCUUCACUUGCUUCAGCUGGGGGCAGGGAAGCACUUUUAUGUACAGUUGUCAGAAUGGUCUACUCACGUCCUGUAUCAAAUAGCUGAAUGGAGUCUUUUCUAAUGACUGUGAAAUAUGACCUAUCAGAGAUAUGAGAGAGUUAAGCUCUAUUAAUAGCUCGUGAGACCAAUGAACUCUUCCAGGGAUGGACAGUUGUAAAUUCACAGUGAACUCGAACAGUAUUUUGCCAAGGUGACAACUAAGCAAGGAGACAAUAGUGUUGAUGGAGAGCACUUAUUUCACUGCCGAAUGCCUUCUAAGGAGAGGUGAUCACCGACAAUCGAGAGUGAGGAGAGAGAUUUUCACAUUGUAUUUGUGUACAUAGAUACUUAUAUGUGUUGUAUAGACAAUUACAACUAACCUUUGAAUGCCACUCGCAGUUCACUCCAUAUUGGUAUUAACUGCAGAGAUUCAUGUAAGGCCUCUUUUGCAGGGAAAAUAUGCGAACCACUUGCACUUGAAUCCACGUCAGUGGAACUACAGUAUACUUCAUGUAUUGGGAGCCUAGUGCACUGUGGGAAUUUGUCCUCCUUGAGCAUCUCGCUAGCCACAUUCCCACAGUGCACUGCACCACUGAGCAUCCUCAGUGGAGACAGCUGACCUUUGUGCCCAGAAGUGUUCAAACUACAUCAAAUCCCCCCACCAAAUGGAUUAUUUGUGGCUCAGAAUCGAUUGAAAUUUAGAACAUGUCUAAAACUAAAUAUUGCAGGAGCUUAUGUUGAAUGAUAUCAACGAAUUUGUAAUGCACCAGAAGGAUAUCUCUGUUGAACAAGAUGGUUUUUUAAAAGCUACUCAGAUGUUACCAUAAAACACACACUGGUGCCUAAGAUCGUUAAUCACAGUCGCUUCAUCUUUUGCAGUUACAAAAUUGAGGCAAUGCCUUGAUUUUCAGUGGGAUGCACAGCUAAGAUCAUUCUAACAACAAAAGCAAACUGUGGGAAGGGUUUUUGACACUAGUCACUUCUGACCAGCCCUUUAAUUAAAGAAGAAAUCAAAUUAUUUUGCCAUUCUUUUCAGUGCCCCACUGCAAAGUGGUCUGAAAUAAUUCACCCCAAAACUUGUUAAUUUUCAUUGUGAUGUUAUCUUAUUCCAAAAGCUAUAUGGUUUGUUCUUUUUAACUGUACACAAGGUAUUGGAAAUAGCAGUGGGCCUGACUAUGGGUCUGUAAAAAAACAAAACUUAUUUUCACCUGACACAAAAAAAACCAAACUGUCUCUGAGCUUUCAGAACAUGAGGAGUUCUCAGUCACGUUAUGAGACAGACUGCUUCCUUAAAAUGUAACGCACACUUGUCGCUAUAGCAACCAAUUCUUAUGGUACAACUAUCAUUUUGUUUCAUCACCUUUUAAUUAACCUGUAGAUUCCCAAGGAACUGCAAAUACAAUUUUAAUUAACACUGUGAAAGACAGUCUAGUUUUACAUGGCCAUUGUUUGGUAAUUUAUUGCAGCUCUUCUGAUAGCUUGUGCAACUUUUUUUUAAAUUUGAAUUCAUCAGUGUUUUGUGGGUUUUGUAAAUGAAAAGCAUGUUGGGUAGCAGAAAUAAAACAAACUUUCACCGGAAUUUCAAUUUGAAUUGGUGAAAUAAUUAAUGAAAUUAUUUUCAGGCAUAAUUCCAAAAUAAAGGAAGAAGGGCUGGGAACGAGAACAUUUUAGCCAGAGGUAUGAUGUCACUGACAGUGAAUGAAUAUAGGACUGCUCAACCAAUACAAUACUGCCUGCUUUGGUCUCCCUCCCAAAUUGAAUUUACCCCAGUGUCUCAUUGAAGUGUUUACUGGGGUCCACAAUGCAUUUGUUAUCCAUCGUGGUAACCUGUUUCAUUGUUAGACAACUACCAGGUUUAAAUUGAAGUCCCUCAGUGUCCGAGUAUAAAUCUGUUGUAAGACAGAAUGCUCUGAAAAUUAUGUAUUUUGUCAUGCGGCCAGCAAAAAUCUUUUGAAGAAUUUAAUGUUCUGAAGGUGAAACAUAUUGGAAUGACUCUGUUUAACAGUUGCUGGGCUACGAAGUUGGGUUGUUUUGUAUGUAUUAGUUGGGUAUCUGACUCGUGUUGUGUAACCCUGGGCUAGUGCCCUCUGGAAGAAAUUGCCCCAAUUAUUUGUGCAUGUUCAACACAGGUACAAAGAACUGUAGUUAUCAGAAAGCUGAAAAAAAUGCAAAUUACGUUCAGUCUGUGUCUGAACAAAACCACAGGUCAUAUUUUAAGCUGUAAUCUCUUCAUCAGUUGCUGAACCUCCAGCAUUUACUGGUUUUAUUUGUUAUCUCUCUAUUGCCUGCUUCACCCAAUCAUAUUGGGGUUUUUACUUUGAUAACCAACACUUCCUUUUAAUGAUAGACCCAAACUCAUAAAUUUGUCCAUUUCAGAUUCCGCCAGGAUGACAAAUAACGUAAAGCUAAGGGAUUGGCCAUUUUGAUAAUAUUAUCACUUCACUCCUGGCAUUGUCUGUCUCAAGCCUGUCGCAACAGAUCACAUAGCACAGAGGAAGAUUUGCACAAUACCCUUUGCGACGUUACAACUCCUGUUGAAAAAUAAAUGGAAGCUUAGAAUAGAGUUCAUAACAGAAUCAGGAAUCCACAAUCAGUGGAUAGAAUUGAUACAUUAUGAAUAAUUCCUUGAUUUUGAAGCUCUUGUAAUUAUAUAUUUUUUUAAAUAAAGGAUUCUAAAAAAAGGUCUUACAAUCAGUGAGACUUUAAUGGAUAAGAAUUUUGCAGAACUUUUGUUUUCCUUUUUAAUUUGCGUUCUUUCUCAUUAGUAUUCCUGCUGUUCAUGUGCUUCCUUGUGGGCACUUGCCCAGAUAUUGUUUCCUGUAAGUAACAGGAGAAUUCAAUGAAGUUUACUUCAUGAUGUUGACAUCAAGGCUCAUCUCGUCACAGGCCAGGACAUGUCCCACUUAGGCACCAGGCCAAAAACUGUUGGAACUUUUCACUUUUUUGUGAGUGGCAUACUUAACGCAUCAGGAAGCUGGCACCUUAACAGCUGCAGGCAACUGCUAAACCAGAAGCAGGCAACCGUUCUAGCAGUACCACCUGUUGGCAUUGAACACAGCUUCAUUCUAAACACUACCCACACUCAUCAGCUGGAAUGUUUCAAUUUAAACCACCAUUGUUUCCAACAUUGCCUCAGAGCCCUGCUUUUUGGUCACAAGUGUAUGUUUCACAACUGACUCUUACUACAAUAAGGACACUGCAGAUUACUAUCUGGGAAAGGUGGCUCCAAAUCACCAAACAAAAGGGUCAAUUUAUAAUCUGCCACGUUGUCAAAAAAAAAAACACUAUUUUUAGAAAUAUGUUAAGAAUAAAGAAUAAGCUAUGUAUUUUGUUCUACAAUGGCAUCACAAGUUCAAAGAUCAUUUUGCUAAGGUUAAACAGAAAGGUUGAAUUUCCACGUUUCUUUAGACUGCUGGAUGUACCCUUUAUUUCUUUAUCCAUUAACAAGAUGAGGGUGUCACUGGCUGGACGGCAUUUAUUGCUGUACAGUUAUAACUAUACAGUUUAGGGUCGAUUGGCAAUUUCUCUGAGACAAGUGACCACAUUUUCCAAAAUGUCUCACUGGCUCUCAGGCACUUUGGGGGGUGGGUGAGAAAUCGAGGAUUUUUCAAAAAUAAGGAUUUUUAUCAGACUUGGAGAUGUCAGACUGGUGCUGUGGCAGGGUAAAAUAAGAAGGCAUUUCCCCAUUGGAUCUGACCCACUUUAACCUGAUAGGUACCUGCGGGUCAUUAAAGGGAAAUAACAGACCUUAGUUGAAUGCAAAACUUGUGAUGUCGGCACACGGUUUUUUUUCCCAAGGUAAAAUAUGAUGAGUUAUCCAAAUGCAACUAUAGCCUCUUACUACCAGUGAUUUCUAGCAUUGCAUACAGACAUCAACAGGAAAAUAGUUCAAAAUGACACUUUAAACCCAUCCUAUAACCAGCUCCUACUAUAAUGUGGAGGAUUGUACCAAUAUUGUUAAUGAGCCACUAUCUCCUUUCCCCCUUUCAAAAAAAAACUCCUCACUUGUAAAAGUGCAAUACUGUUGACUGACUGGAUUCUCUAAAGUAGCUGCUAGUGGAAGAUUAAAGAUUUUUUGUAAUUUUGAUUACCAUGAAAAUAGAAAAACAAAGAGCAGGCAGGAGGCUGGUCCACCUUGAGUCCUUGCUCUAUGAACUUCCUCUAACAGUCAGUGUGUUCUGUUAUGUGUAAAACAGUUUUAAAAAUAAUACAAUAGUUAAAAGGGGUUUAAAAAAUUAUUUUGGAAAUUUAAAAAAAAGGCAUCAAAACAUUUUGUAAAUGAGCUGUUGGGGGUGGGGGGAUCAUGUUUUGAUUCUGUUUGUAUAAACAUUUAAUCUUGCGUGUGUAAGGGGAAACACUGAUAGUGUAUAAAACUCACUUACGUGGAACUUUUUAUUGAUACUUCAGAGUUUUACAAAAUGUUCCUUUUGAAGCAUUUUAGUAACUCAGAUUUUUAUACUUUAUUCAUCAAUAAACUGAAUAUUAAAA